UCCCGCCUCCUCCCAGCUGCGUCCGCCGCUGUCCCGUCUGUCUGCCCGGUAUCUGCCCCGCUGCUCGGCGCUGCUCUGCCCCUCUCCCACCCCGGACCCAAAGCCUCUGCCUCCGCGUUCACCACCCCGGCUCCUCGAACCCUCCCUUCCCUCCACCCAGUGCAUGCACCAGCGCCGAAAUCAUGACGGGCAUCGCCGCCGCUUCGUUUUUCUCCAAUUCCUGCAGGUUCGGCGGCUGCGGUCUCCAGUUCGAGACUCUCGCCGAGCUCAUCGUCCACAUCGAGGACAAUCACAUCGACACAGACCCGCGGGUUCUGGAGAAGCAGGAGCAACAGCAGCCCACUUAUCUGGCCCUAAGCUACAUAAACAGGUUCAUGACAGACGCGGCGCGCCGGGAACAGGAGACCAUGAAAAAGAAAGCCACGCCCAAACUGUCCCUGUCCAUCACGGGCGGCGUGUCCAGAAACAGCACGGCCACGCCUCCCCGCCACACAAGUGGUAACUUGACACCUCCGGUCACGCCCCCCAUUACCCCGUCCUCCUCCUUCCGCAGCAGCACACCUACAGGCAGCGAGUAUGACGAGGAGGAGGUAGACUACGAGGAGUCAGACAGCGAUGAGUCGUGGACCACAGAAAGUGCCAUCAGCUCCGAGUCCAUCCUCAGCUCCAUGUGCAUGAACGGGGGAGAGGAGAAGCCGUUUGCCUGCCCUGUCCCUGGCUGCAAGAAGAGAUACAAGAAUGUGAACGGCAUCAAGUACCAUGCCAAGAACGGCCACCGCACGCAGAUCCGCGUGAGGAAGCCCUUCAAGUGUCGCUGUGGCAAGAGCUACAAGACGUCACAGGGCCUGAGACACCACACCAUCAACUUCCACCCGCCUGUCUCCACCGAAAUCCUGCGCAAGAUUCAAGGCUAGAGCGUGCGGUAGUGCCAGACAUCUGCCCCAAACAUAGCCCUAUUCAAUCCUGACUUUCCUUUUCUUUUCUUUUUUUAAAUUCCCAUUCCACACACUAAAGGAUCAAGUGCAUGCUUUAAGUUCUUAAUAUUUUUAUUUGUUGUGUUACGUUGUUUUUUUUUCUAUCCAUGUUAUAUCACUUGUAUUUUUUGAAAGAAAAAGUAUCUUUGUAGUAUUUUUAUUGUUGUACAUUUGCACAUUCGUAUAUGCUAUCACAAUAUUAUUAUUCUUUUCGUUGUUCUUAUUAUUUGACUCAUAUAAGGUGCUAACUGUAAAAAAAAAAAAAAAAACAGAGAGAAAAGACAAAAAACAAAUGGAAGAAGAGAGAGGGAAAGAGAAACAGGAAGUGCAACUAAGCCCGGCCCCUUUUUUCUCUUGCACGUCUUUGCGUGGGGAUGAAGUUGUUUUUUGGCGCCAAUUUGAGCUCAUGCCUUUUUUCACACGCCCGUCUCGGGGAGUGUCAACGACUUCGCUGAGCUCAGAUCGGAGCUUUCACAGGAACUUCUCGGGGGCGGGGUUUGAGUACGAGAGUGCAGUUAUACUUAAACAAAACAGAUAUAUUGAUAUAUUAAAAAAAACAAUAGACAGAUAUGUACGUGUACAUAAAAUAUAUAAAAGGUAUUCAUGAGCGUAUACAUAGUUACACUUUAUUUUCAAGCUUUAUUUUAUAUAUAUUUACGUCAGUGUUUUAGAUAGUGUUCUUUUCCUAUGAGCGAGUAAAAAAAAAAAAAAGCGUUCCUUUCAUGCAUUACUUGAUGAAUUUGCUGAGAUUUGUCACUUCAGAGGACCAGUUCUCUCCCUCUCUCUUUCUCUCUCUCGCCAAACUCGCUGUUGACCAGGAAGAGAGACGUAUUUGAACAAGGACCGGGCCAACAGAUCCCAUUUCAUCCACACAGAAAAAGCCUCGUCGUCUGUAUUACACGCGCAUCUCCGGUGUGUCCUCAUUCACGCAGAGUGCCAGAGCUGUGAAAGAGCAGGUUAAGCAUCGAACUAAAACUUCCCACUUGCCAAGAUCUUUGUUGUCGUUUUCAUUUCCCAUGAUCAUUGCCAACAGCUCUUCACUGCCAAACAUUGAUCAUACCAUGUGCCUGAAGAGGGGGUGGGGGGGUUGGGGCGGGGCGGGGGGACGGGGCGUGGGUUCGAGUAGUUUGGAGCCGUAGGUCGCUAAAGCGCGUGGCAGUGGUUUUUCCUUGUCCGUCACACGCCUCCACAACGUGCCGAUGGACGGAUGUACUUUUGACAGAAUGUCGACAUGCAUGCUUUCUGUGUCGUACUGUGAGAAACUGUAUGAAAGGAGAGGGUGGAUUGGUGUGUUCUUACCACCUGCAACCUGUCAUUUUGUGUGUGUUGUAAUCAAUGGCAUUCCAGUUCACUGUAUGUACGAACGCGAUGUGAAGUGAAUGAGUGAGUGCUGCAUCUGUGUGUCUUGUUUUCCAGAUGAAUCAUCAGCCUCUUAAGUGUUAACUGUUGUCAGUGUGUGUGUGUGUGUUCUCAGCGCCAGGCCCGGCUUGGUUCGACUCCUGUAGAGCAGGGCGGUCGAGUAGAUGGCCGGGUUGGCCGGCCGGCGCUGUCGUGUCAUGUAGUGUUUAUCGUCCUGAACCGGGAUCCUUUUUUUUUCGUUUAUUGCCUCUAGAAAACCAAGAGCGGUGCUGCACCUACACCGCCGUGCCAAGACACCUUCAUUCGUGACAUGAUUUCCCUUCCAUCACGCCACAAGACGUUUAAGGUCGAAGGCUCAACGUUUUUUGAGCCUUUGUUUUUCAUUUUCAAAAGGUACAGUGACCUCUGAUGUGCACACACCCUCCUGCCCUCCGAGCAGCUAUGACCAUGGAAAAUACUUCAUUUGGUUCGGUAACUUUUUGACCAAGCAAUUUCACUGAGAAUGUGACAUUUUAAGAAACAUUUGAUGGAUCAUUUUACCCCCGUAUUUUAUGUUUAAUGUAAUUUUCUGACAGUGUGGUAACAUUUCUUGAUGUUAUUGCCUUUGGUUUGGUGUUCGUGAACAGAAAUGAUGUGACAUUUGUUCGUACGCCAAGUCCCUUUGGCUCCGUCGAGCAAUACUAUCAGACCUGACGGGGGGGGAGUGUUUGUGUGUGUAUAUUUUAAGGGUUUGCACGACAGCUUUAACAAACAAGCACAAAAGAGUCAACAAGUUGGACCAGAUCCACACUAAACCCAGGAGAUAGCCUCAUUCCUGGCAGUCAUCGUAAGGGGGGAGAUGCAGCCAAGCUGGAGGGUGACUGAGAGUCUCCACAUUUAAGCUCUGUCAAACACUUGUUAAACCAACCCCCCCUGCUUCAUGGACACGGCUGUCGCCAUGGCAAUAGUUUGAUCUCAACAGGAGGGCCAUUAGCAGUAUUACACAUAUGGGACUGGAGGAGUGGAGGCUGUGUGCAGGAGGAGGGGCUGAGGGAGGGCUUUCAGUAUAUUGUGUACAUUGAAUGUAUUGUAAUGUGCGUCUUUUGUCAAGUGCUUUUAAAUUAUAUUUUCGUAUGUAAUGUGGAGACCAACGUGUCCUUUUUUGUAUCGGGGGGGACAAGAGGUUGUGAGCAGAGUGACUUGUAAAUGAUGUCAAACUGUACUUUCUAUAUAUAUUACAAAAAAAAAGAGAAGCUGCUUUUAUGUAAACAGGAAACGACUGAAAUUGAAAAAAAAAAAAACAAUUAAAAAAAGUGCAAAAAUAAAGUCAAAAGCUACACGGCUCAAACUCAAAAAAAAGGUGGAGUUCCUGUCUUCAUUUUUGAAAUCCAGACGAAGCACGAGGGAGUGAAAUGCAUUUAGACAAGCUUACUUUAUUGAUAAAGAUCUCUGAAGUACACACUCAAAACCAUCUGGACAUUCUUACGUGAAAGGGCUGCAGCGGACACGUCACACACACACACGCACACACAGACGCAGACACACUCUUUUGCCUUGUGAUUACUGGGCAUGUGCAAUUUUUAAAGCCUGAUUCAAACACUGUGACAGUUUUCCUUUGUAAUGACAGAAAAAUAGACAAGCACUGAAGAUGAUGAGGCUCCGUGAGAGACGCGCACGCACACACACACACACAAAUGACAUUCACUCAUGAGGGCCGACACAGAGGCGCUGCACACAGAUGACUUUUCACAGUUGCAACUUGGGGGGGUGGGGGGUAGUGGAAGUACAUAACAGGAAAAAAAAAAGUGUAACUCAAGUGUCCUGCAGUCUACAAUAAUAUCCCCUCAAUAUGCCCACCUUUAUAGGGACAGACCAAAGACUGGAAAGUGCACACCAGGAAGUUAAACAU
Solea senegalensis (Senegalese sole) is the source of this 4221-nucleotide messenger RNA. It is a transcript of the gene jazf1a, whose product is annotated as JAZF zinc finger 1a. The record is from RefSeq and is a predicted model, not a curated record. Gene Ontology annotation, cellular component: nucleus. The transcript has 5 exons. The coding region runs from base 183 to 914 and encodes 243 amino acids. Lineage: Eukaryota; Metazoa; Chordata; Actinopteri; Pleuronectiformes; Soleidae.